AUGUCGGUGCUGCUCCUGGCGUGCCUUGGCCUUCCCGUGAGAGUUUUGAGCCACUCAUACUUAGCACUGCCUCCUUCGCGGAACUUGCUCGCAAACUUGGACGGGCUGGAGGAUUGCCCACAUUGCCUACAGUCAGGCGGCCCUGACAAUGUCAAGGCCCGCGGAGAGGGCGUGUGGCCGACCCGAUUGGCUCCAGGCUCUCAUGGCCUGUGUGGAGACCCGGUGCAGGGACAAAGCAACCCUGUUCGGCUUCAAGAUGAGACCUAUCUCAAAGCCGGCGUCGUCACGGCAACAUAUGUGCCAGGAGAAGUGGUGGAGUUCCAAGUCGCAGUUAGUACCCAUCAUCAAGGACACUACGAGUUCCGCAUCUGCGACAAGCCGCUGGAUGCGGCGUCCCUCACUUCAGCUGCCGAAGGCCAGGCUUGUUUGGACCAAUGGUUGCUGCAGCGGGCACCGCCCUUGGAUGACUGUGUGGUCAACGAUCCCAGGGGCGACUGCCAGCCACUGGACCCAAAGCAUCCGGAAAGAUGGUACUUGCCACCAGCUGGUUCGCAGACGCAAGUGGCCGGGCGAGACUUCACGGACUCCAUGGCUCCCAGCUAUCCGUCCUCGUCGGAGGUGCACCGCAUGAGGUUCAAGAUUCCCGAAGGCUUGCAGUGCUCCAGGUGCACGCUACAGUGGUACUGGUCUUCCGGGAACACCUGCCUUUACGAUGGCGACUACUUCGACUACUUUCGAGGCAUUGCUGCGCUUGGAUGGGACGCAAGCGCAUGGCAGACCAACGUUCUGGAAAACUGGGCAAACUGUGCCAACAGCUGCUGCCAAAGUGGUGGAACGUUCGGGGAGGAGUUCUGGAACUGCGCAGAUGUUGCGGUUGUGCCAAGUGGCGGCUCUUCGGCAACAACGACGGAGAUGUCAACCACCAGAGUUGCCACAUCAGCGACCCCCACCAGUACCACUACAACUUCGGCAGCGACACCUCUAUUUUCUCCUGUGGAUGGAGGCGAUGGGCGGGCUUGUCGUGGAAGAAGUGCCCGGGAUAAUUCUGCGACCUACUAUGAGGUGGUGUCCGGGCUGACUCAGCUGGAGGACUGCAAGGCAAAAUGCGUUGCAACAGCAGGCUGUGUUGGCAUCGAGCACAACCCACGUGGCCGUGGGCGGUGUGAGGUGUGGACACGGUCUGAAGGAAUCCAGGCUUCUAUUCCCCUGCCUGGCUUCAUGUGUCUCAGACUGGGCGAGCCAUCUACUACGCAACCGAUCGGGUCGCUCGGAACCUUUGAGAGCCGUGGAGAGGGCACGGCCUGCCGUGGGUCGAGCCCCAGAGACAACUCUCCCAACUACUACUCGGUCUUCUCUGGGGCUUCUCUCGACUUUUGCAAAAGGCAGUGUGCAUCCACCGAGGGCUGCAAAGGCAUCGAGCUGUCGAACGGGGGAAGAUGCGAAGUUUGGACCCGAGCCAUUGAAGCGAGUGCUGCUGUGACUGGCUUCACCUGCUACACUUACACUCCGCCUGGGGUCCCCACCACAACAACUUCGACCUCGUCUCCGAACGCGUGCUCCAGUGCGUGGGGAGCGUGUGGCGGUCAAAACUGGGACGGGCCAACCUGUUGUGAAGAUGGGUAUGUUUGCAUGGCCGAAAGCGUUUGGUACUCACAAUGUCGGCCUGCCGCAGCUCUGUCUGAGAUGCCUGACCUUGCCACUCCUGAACAGAAGAAGCACCGCCGUUUUCGUGGAAGCACAUUUUUGCAAGACGGCAUGCUCUUGGACCACAUGCUGGUAGAAGAGCUAUGA
This is a messenger RNA of Symbiodinium sp. CCMP2592, 1791 nucleotides long. The record is from the annotation of a GenBank genome assembly. Lineage: Eukaryota; Dinophyceae; Suessiales; Symbiodiniaceae.